This is a messenger RNA of Staurois parvus, 313 nucleotides long. NCBI's taxonomy places the organism in Eukaryota, Metazoa, Chordata, Amphibia, Anura, Ranidae. The record is from the annotation of a GenBank genome assembly.
AAGGCAUGAGGCAUGAUGGGACUUGUAGUUUCACAACAGCUGGAGGGCCACCGGUCUGACACCUCUGCUUCAGAACUACAAGUCCCAUGAGGCAUUGCUGGGCUGACAGUUACAAGCAUGACUCCCAAAGGCAGAGGCAUGAUGGGACUUGUAGUUUGGCAGCUGGAGGGCCACCAGUUUGACACCCCUGCUUCAGAACUACAAGUCCCAUCAUGCCUCUGCCUUUGGGAGUCAUGCUUGUAACUCCCUGCAAUGCCUCAUGGGACUUGUAGUUUUGCAACAACUGGAGGGCCACCGGUCUGACACCCCUGCU